ACGCUUCCUCAGAUGUUCCUCUCUGGGUCCUGCUGGAACUACCUAAUUGUGCCCCUAUUGCGACAUUGAUGCUUCUAUGGCUUCCCCCUACCCUGCGCCUUAGGGCACUGAGUCCGAUUUUGCUCCAUGGCUUGCAAGUGUGGGACUUGGUAUGUUACUCCAGUGGCCUGAUGUCACCUUUCUUGCCUUUGCUCCCAAUUACUAACAACCCUCUCUUCCCACCGGGUUUAGAUCAACCAAGGGCGUUUUCUUGGUGGGUGGCCAAUGGUUUUUCGCAGGUGCGACACUUUUUGACUUCUUGGUCCUUCCCUACCUGGAAUUCUCUUCGGGAGUCACGGGAUGUCCCUCCAGUGGAACUUUUUCGUUACCUUCAAUUG
This is a messenger RNA of Staurois parvus, 377 nucleotides long. Lineage: Eukaryota; Metazoa; Chordata; Amphibia; Anura; Ranidae. The record is from the annotation of a GenBank genome assembly.